UUGUCAUUAUUGACAUCAGAUAGAUUGAAUUUGGAAAACAUUGAAAUUUUCAUAAUAAAAUAAUUCGUAUGUGCAGUUGACUCCUCUUUUUCUGUUGCUGAGUACAUUAUUCUUCAAUCAAAAGAUGACAUCUGCUGCACGCCCAACAUUUGAACCUGCUCGGGGUGGGCAAGGUCGAAAUGAGAAAGAUCUGAGUGCAAUUUCUAGACAAUACAGUAGUAGAGAUUUACCUGGACAUACUAAACUCAAAUAUCGAGAACAUGGUCAGGGUACAGCUGACGAAACAAGAUCAAGAGACUUCCGUAAAGAACUGGAGGAGAGGGAAGGCAAGACAGGAAAUAGAUCGAGAUUUGAUCAAAAUAAACGUCUGAAAUUAGAUCAAGUUCCUGCAGCUAGUUUGGAUGCCGAUGACCCAUUAGAAGAAAAUUCUGAAUCUGAAGAUAGUGAUGAUGAUACUGAAACCUUAUUGAAUGAAUUGAAUAGAAUUAAGAAAGAACGAGCAAUGGAAAUAGCAAAGAAGGAAAUUGAAAGACGACAAGAAGAAGAAAGAAUAAGAAUGGAAAAUAUCUUGAGUGGUAAUCCAUUACUGACUCACUACUCUGCUGGAAGUGCAAAGACUGAUCAAAAAGUGAAGAGGAGAUGGGAUGACGAUGUUGUGUUCAAAAAUUGUGCGAAAAGUGAACCUAAGAAAAAAACAAAUGUUUUCAUCAAUGACUCUUUGAGAUCAGAAUUCCACAAGAAAUUCAUGGAUAAGUAUGUGAAGUAAAUUUUGAAUUAAAUUGAAUUGUUUUUAUAUUUAUAAUCAAGGUAUGUGAAAAGUCAGACAAUUAGGUUCCAUUGUUAAUAUAAUUUUUUCCAAAAAUAUAUCAUAUUUUUAAGAGUUAAAUCUUAAAAUAAGUAAAAAUAAAGGAAAUAAUGUUCUAGUAA
Messenger RNA from Coccinella septempunctata (seven-spotted ladybird), 927 nucleotides. RefSeq names its product protein CWC15 homolog (gene c12.1). The record is from RefSeq and is a predicted model, not a curated record. Gene Ontology annotation, cellular component: catalytic step 2 spliceosome. NCBI's taxonomy places the organism in Eukaryota, Metazoa, Arthropoda, Insecta, Coleoptera, Coccinellidae. Gene Ontology annotation, biological process: mRNA cis splicing, via spliceosome. Gene Ontology annotation, molecular function: RNA binding. The transcript has 2 exons. Bases 125 to 766 code for a protein of 213 amino acids.